AUGGGACGCGCGGACCUCUGCGAGUACGAUGACAAGCGGCAGAAGAGCCGCACGCAAAAGCUCAGAGAAAAACUUCAGUUUCUUGAAUGCCGGCUGCGCGAGCUAGAGAAUCGACGGGACCCCUCCAACUAUAGCUCAACCUCGGCCUCCAGUACUCAGCAUCCAACACCCAGCUCAGAACCUUCGGGCUUCGACCAUGUGGUCGUGGCCGAUCCUUCCCAUGCCAAUCAAAUCGCCGAUUUCAGUGUUGCUUCUGGACUGGAACUGUCAGAGUUGACGCAGACUUCCGAUCCAGCAGAACAGUGCCACAUCCCUCCGAAUGGCAUCAUCCUACCACAAGACGCCGCAUUUUUCGACAACAUAUUAGAGGAAGUAGAGCCUGAAUGGGUGAACACUAGUUUUCAGGGUGAUAUUGAUAUUUCCACCAACGCCACCGGCAGCGCGCCGCCUAAUUCUCUGACUCCUGGUUUCAACGACCUUACCCUUGCGAUCAACAACCUUGCUCCCUCGAAUACAAUCCCUCCGCAGGAUCUCCCGUUUGACGUGAAAACUUCUCUUAUCAACGCGUUCUUAGCACACAGGCACCAAUGUUGGUUUGAUGGAGAUGUCACCAAGGUUUUGACAAUGUCCUUCGGGUGUUUUGAACCUGAGCCCUUCCAUCCCGCCUUAGUCAAUGCCAUAUAUCUGCUCGGCUGCCAUUUCUCACCGUCGUUGGGCUUGUCUACUUGGGAAGAAGCCUUUUUCAAACAGACAAUAUCGGAUAUCAACGCAGCCCUCGCGGUGUCUGAACGACUGGUAGACAUCGUCCAGGCAUCCUCCCUCAUUAGCUCGUACCUCUACGCCAAAGGACGCAAUCUUGAGGCAUAUGGUCAUGCCUAUGCAGCUUGCCGGCUAGCUAUCGGGCUUGGUCUCCACCGCUUGCGCGCUACAGAUAUCUCUUUGGCCGUUGACGAAUCUUCUUCCACUGGUGCCUCGUCUACAUUCAUCCAGCCACGAGAGGAUCUACCAUCGAUACCCAUCAAUCCACCUGGGGAUGCCGCCGAAUGGAGAGAACGCGUCUCUGCAUUCUGGCAGGCGUUUUCCAUAGACCGGUGUUGGUCAACUGCUCUGGGGCUCCCCGUGGCACUUCCCCAUGGAACGACACCCAAAGAUAAGCUCAUCACUCCGUGGCUGUCUCCGACAGUCAUUGGAGGAGGAGGGUUUUCAGAUACGACACUAGUACCUGUAGGUCGGGUUGGUUCCCUUUCUAUGUCUAUCACCACCCACUUUGAGGUACGAACAUCUACUAUAUCACUUCGGGUCAAAUCAGUAGCACUAUAUGAGCGCGCUCAUCAUUUGGCCGACUACCCACUAGAGCUUCGGAACGGGGAGAAGUUUCUGGCCGAUCUUCAAGCCCUCACCGCAUCGUUCCAAACCUUCACCUCAGCAAUCCCUCCUUUCCUCGGAAAGGAACCCUGUCGGACCCAUCAUCCUCUGGUGGAUGUUGAGCUCCUCUUCGUUCACACAUUGAUUCACGUCACUUCGAUUUACAUCGCCAAAACACACACCCCGCUACCAGCAAGAAAGAAACAGGCAAUCCUUAGUGCAAUCAACACGAGCGGUUUCCUGAUUGAAGCACUCAGUGAUGGUGACUAUGAAUUUCUUGACCCAUUCAUCAGUGUGUGUUGGUAUCAGCUCGCAAAAGUCCUCCGUGCCGAGAUAUCCGAUGAGACUACACACUCACCGAUGCUAAACACGCUCAUCCAAGCUUUGAAGAAGCUCGGUCAUCAUUUUCCCGUUGCUGGUGGGUACUCGCCGUUCUGA
This is a messenger RNA of Pleurotus ostreatus (oyster mushroom), 1803 nucleotides long. RefSeq lists its product as uncharacterized. Gene Ontology annotation, cellular component: nucleus. Gene Ontology annotation, biological process: DNA-templated transcription. The transcript has 5 exons. The record is from RefSeq and is a predicted model, not a curated record. Bases 1 to 1803 code for a protein of 600 amino acids. Gene Ontology annotation, molecular function: zinc ion binding; DNA binding. Lineage: Eukaryota; Fungi; Basidiomycota; Agaricomycetes; Agaricales; Pleurotaceae.